UAAGGUAAGUCGGUCACGUGGUUUGCGGAAGCUCUCGUUAGCGCCUUCGCACAUUAUGAAAUUUCGAGGGAAGAAAACUCCAAGCGACAAACGUCAAAGGAGUGCGCCAGUCGUGGUUUCUUCGACCGUCUAGACGCACAAUAUUGAGUAUUAAGGAGUGAGAUUUGCUCCUUUUGCUUAAUCCACACCCACUUUUUAAAGAUGGCGCUCGUACCUGCCAACACCGAGGUGGAUUAUUCCAUCAAGCCGGAGGCUAUCACGCCCACAAUCGAUUCGGCGUCCUGGCCAUUGCUACUAAAGAAUUAUGAAAAGCUUCUUGUGCGCACCGGUCAUUUUACUCCAAUUCCUUGCGGCUGCACGCCUUACAAGCGUGACUUGCAAACCUACAUCCGCUCUGGUGUGAUCAACCUUGACAAGCCAUCUAAUCCUUCCAGUCAUGAAGUCGUGUCCUGGAUUAAACGUAUUCUUCGCAGGUUAGAAAAGACUGGUCACAGCGGCACCCUUGAUCCCAAGGUUACUGGUUGUUUGAUCGUUUGCUUGGAUCGCGCCACGCGUCUUGUCAAGUCCCAGCAGGGUGCCGGAAAGGAGUAUGUCUGCGUGAUCAGACUGCAUGACAAGAUUCCUGGUGGAGAGGCGCAGUUUGCCAGAGCAUUGGAGACACUCACAGGUGCUUUGUUUCAGCGUCCGCCAUUGAUUUCCGCCGUCAAGCGACAACUUCGUAUUCGUACGAUUCAUGAAAGCAAGCUCUAUGAGUUUGACAAUGAGAGACAUCUGGGUGUUUUCUGGGUCAGCUGCGAGGCUGGCACCUAUAUUCGUACUCUUUGCGUGCAUCUCGGUCUGUUGCUUGGUGUUGGCGCCCAUAUGCAGGAGCUACGACGUGUUCGAAGUGGUGCCAUGGACGAAAAUAGCGACAUGGUUACUCUCCACGAUGUGCUUGAUGCACAAUGGAUGCAAGAUAACACUCGUGACGAGUCAUACUUGCGAACAGUUAUUCAGCCUUUGGAGAGUCUUCUUACCUCCUACAAGCGGAUAGUUGUCAAAGACAGCGCUGUCAAUGCGGUCUGCUAUGGUGCUAAAUUGAUGAUUCCUGGUUUGUUGAGAUAUGAGGCCGGCAUUGAAGUCUAUGAGGAAGUCGUCCUUAUGACCACCAAGGGAGAGGCUAUCGCCAUCGCUAUCGCACAAAUGUCCACAGUCGAGCUCUCCUCUUGUGACCACGGUGUCGUGGCUAAGGUCAAGCGUUGCAUCAUGGAACGUGAUUUGUAUCCGAGAAGAUGGGGUCUUGGUCCCAUUGCCCUGGAGAAGAAGAAAUUGAAAUCUGAUGGAAAACUUGAUAAAUAUGGUAGGCCAAACGAAGCCACCCCUGCCAAGUGGCAACAAGAAUACAAGGAUUUCAACUUGCCUCUGGGUGAAUCUGCGGCAGCUCAGCCCGUGUCCGAGACUACUUCGAAGAGUGACGUUCUUAACGCACCCCCUGUUCCCCCGGUUCCCGCCGAAGGCCCCGUGCCGGGAGACGUUCCCACCACUGCCGAUACUCCCAUGAAGGAUGGUGAAGACGGUGAAACCAAGAAGAGAAAGCGCCAUGAUGGCGAGACUCCUGAAGAGAAGGCCGAGCGGAAGCGAAAGAAGCAAGAGAAGAAGGAGAAGAAAGAAAAGAGACGAUCGAAGAAGGCUGAAUCAGACAAUGAGAGUGACUAAAUGCUGGUUAUUCAUUGGCGCCUAUGGUUUGGUUGUGUACAUGAGUUCUCUAAAAAAAGCUUUGCCUUGAAAUUUUUCAUUUUUCGCCGGAUUAUUAUCCAUCUAUUCGAGGAAGCUGGAUGAUGAUGCUUGUAUUUUAAAACUUUCUUCUCUUUUCUAGUAGGGCGUUAGAGGUCAAAGUUUCGGAUAUGUAAACCUGACUUUCCGUCAUCCUAUCUAUGUCUACUCGCC
Messenger RNA from Xylona heveae TC161, 1926 nucleotides. Its product is annotated as centromere/microtubule binding protein cbf5. NCBI's taxonomy places the organism in Eukaryota, Fungi, Ascomycota, Xylonomycetes, Xylonales, Xylonaceae. Bases 202 to 1695 code for a protein of 497 amino acids. Gene Ontology annotation, molecular function: pseudouridine synthase activity; RNA binding. The record is from RefSeq and is a predicted model, not a curated record. Gene Ontology annotation, biological process: box H/ACA sno(s)RNA 3'-end processing; snRNA pseudouridine synthesis; mRNA pseudouridine synthesis. The transcript is spliced from 5 exons. Gene Ontology annotation, cellular component: box H/ACA snoRNP complex.